AUGGCCGCGUGGGGAAGGAGGCGUCUGGGCCUGGGCAGCAGCCGCAGUGGCAGUGCCCAAGAGAGGGUAACCUUGUCAGCCACGGACUGCUACAUCGCGCACGAGAUCUACAAUAGUGAGAAUGCCCAGGACCAGUUUGAGUAUGAGCUGGAACAGGCCCUGGAAGCCCAGUACAAGUACAUUGUCAUUGAGCCCACCCAAAUUGAUGACGAGACAGCGCGCUGGAUCACCGUGGGCAACUGCCUGCAUAAGACAGCUUUGCUGGCUGGCACCGCCUGCCUCUUUACCCCAUUGGCCCUUCCCUUAGAUUAUUCCCACUACUUCUCCCUGCCUGCUGGUGUGUUGAGCUUGGCCUGCUGCACCCUCUGUGGGAUCUCCUGGCAGUCUGACCCUUGCUGCAAGUACCAAGUGGAGUACGAUGCCUAUAAACUGUCUCGACUGCCUCUGCACACACUCACCUCCUCUACCCCAGUGGUGCUGGUCCGGAAGGACAGCCUGCACAGAAAGAGACUGCGCAACACGAUAGCACUGGCUGCCUUGGUGUACUGUGUAAAGAAGACUUACGAACUCUAUGCUGUAUGA
Molecule: messenger RNA, 582 nt
Organism: Octodon degus (degu)
Lineage: Eukaryota; Metazoa; Chordata; Mammalia; Rodentia; Octodontidae
Product: transmembrane protein 11, mitochondrial-like
Exons: 2
Coding region: 1-582 (193 amino acids)
Biological process (GO): inner mitochondrial membrane organization
Cellular component (GO): mitochondrial inner membrane
Source: RefSeq, a predicted model, not a curated record